Messenger RNA from Bombus pyrosoma, 3325 nucleotides. Its product is annotated as aminopeptidase N-like. The transcript is spliced from 12 exons. Gene Ontology annotation, cellular component: cytoplasm. The record is from RefSeq and is a predicted model, not a curated record. Bases 146 to 2929 code for a protein of 927 amino acids. NCBI's taxonomy places the organism in Eukaryota, Metazoa, Arthropoda, Insecta, Hymenoptera, Apidae. Gene Ontology annotation, molecular function: metalloaminopeptidase activity; zinc ion binding; peptide binding. Gene Ontology annotation, biological process: peptide catabolic process; proteolysis.
GUAGAGGUAGGCUUUCAUAAGGCAAUCGUUAACGUGUAACUUUCUAGCUGACAUUUUACGUAGCCGACUGAGCGAUUGAUUUGUAAGAAAAUAAACGAACUGUGGGUCAUCCAGUGGAUGCGCUUGUUUGCCGAAUCGAUCCAAGAUGGCAAAAAUAUUGAUACUCUUCCUUAUCAAUCUGAUGUUUACGAAUCUCCUACUUGGAGACGUGAUUGGAGACUCUCAAAUCGACGAUCUAAGCUAUAGACUACCAGUAGAAGUCAAACCAAAUUUUUAUGAGCUAGAUUUGACAGUGAAUUUGAAUUCAAAUUUAUCAGAAACAGACUUCAAAUUUACCGGUGAAGUGAAGAUCGACAUUGUAGCUGAAAUUCAGGAUGCCCAGUCAAUAACACUGAACAUGAAGAACCUCACUAUAGAGGAUAUUGCCCUGUACGAUUUAAAUAAAACCGCUAUUUAUGCGAAUAGUGUUGCAUAUGACGACGUACGUGAAUUUUUAAUUAUCACGCUUGAUGACAAACUUAAGAAGGGAAACGAAUACUUUCUUACUGUGAGCUAUUCUGGAGUCUUGAACGAUCAAUUAAGAGGAUUUUACAGGAGCAGAUCUGCCGACAAAAAUGGCAAUCUAAUGUAUGUGGCUGCGACUCAUUUCGAGCCAACUGGUGCACGGUUAGCGUUCCCUUGUUGGGAUGAGCCUGCUUUCAAGGCACGCUUCAACAUUUCUAUAACCCAUCCGAAAUCUUACCAUGCGAUUUCGAACAUGCCUCCGUUGCCAGUUGAAGAACUAAAAGUGGAAAACGACAUGAAGACAACAAAGUUCAAAACAACUCCACCGAUAUCCACUUAUUUAGUGGCAUUCAUAGUCUCCAAUUAUGAAUGCAACGAAGAUGGCAUGUUCAGAGUGUGUACUAAGCCACAGGCAGUGAAUCAAACAUAUUACGCCUUAGAAAAGGGUAAAAAAUUACUAAACGCUUUAAAUGAAUAUACCGCCAUCAAUUUCACCUCUUAUGUACCAAAAAUGGAUCAGGUAUCGCUGAAGGACUUUUCGCCAGGCGCUAUGGAGAAUUGGGGUCUCGUCACUUAUAGGGAGUCCGCUCUCCUUUAUAAAGACGGUGUUACCACAACUCGUACGAAGCAAAGUAUAACUACGAUUAUAGCCCACGAAUUUACGCAUCAGUGGUUUGGAAAUCUUGUUAGUCCAGAAUGGUGGACGUGGAUUUGGUUGAACGAAGGAUUUGCAAGCUACUUUCAAUACAUUAUUACUCAUAAGAUACUACCCGAAUGGCGAUUAGACGAAGUGUUCGUCGUUGACAGCAUACAAGGAAAAGCUUUCAUUGCAGACGCAGGCGAAAAUCCGCGUCCCAUGAACAAGGACGCGAACACGCCUCAAGAAAUUAGUAACUUGUUCGACAGUAUUGCGUAUCAGAAAGCGGGGUCAGUUAUUCGAAUGAUGUCACACAUCUUGACAGAAAACGUUUUCCACGAGAGAUUAAAGGAAUACCUCAAGCAGAAUGCAAAGAAUGUUGCUAAUUCGACAAAUCUUUUCGAGCAUCUUGGAAAUAAUAAAAAAUGGGAUGGAGCUUCGUUCGGGAAAAUCAUGGACGGAUGGGUGAACAACGCAGGAUAUCCGGUUGUGAAUGUGAAGCGAAACCAUGACGAUGAACUGCAGUUAAGUCAAGAACAAUUCUCAUUUUAUGAAACUAAAAAUGACGUAAACUGGUGGGUGCCUAUAACUUACGUCAACUCGUCUAGCAUGGACUUUAAUAAUACAGCUCCAAUUCUAUGGUUAAAACCAGGCCGCAAUGAAACGAUAAAAUUUAGUAAAGCACAGGGGUGGAUUAUUGUGAAUACACAGCAAGCAGGUUAUUAUCGCGUGAACUAUGAGCCAGAAAUGUGGAAACUGUUGUCGAUGCAGCUGAAUUCAGAUAACUAUGAGAAUAUCCACGUCGUAAACCGUGCUCAGUUAAUCGAUGAUGCCUUAAACAUGGCUCGCACUAACCGAUUGAACUACACGGUUGCAUUGACACUCACACUUUACCUUGAAAGAGAAAUAGAUUACGUGCCUUGGCAAACGACCUUCAGGAAUAUGGAAUUUUUGCACAACAUGUUACGUACUUCUGCACAAUAUAAUAAUUUCAUGAGUUAUAUUCGAAAAAUAAUGAAAUCCGUGACGAAACAUGUGAGAUAUAAUCCGUAUCAGGAAGGCGAAGAGCUCGAUAUCGUGAAACUUCUUAGGGUAAACGCAAUGGAAUGGGCCUGCAGAGCUGGCGUUGCCGAAUGCAAAGAUUAUACCAACAGAGAGUUCAACGCAUGGUUAAAUAAUUCCAGUAGAUCAUUUGACGUUGACUUGAAAAACAAUGUUCUCUGCGAUGGAAUAAGAUCUGCAAAUAAACAAGCGUGGAACUACACUCUGACCAAAUUGUUGAAAACGAAGGACGAAGUCGAAAAAGAGAGUUUACUUUCUCUCUUGGCUUGUUCCGAGUCAGUGUAUCUUCUGAAGGAAUACUUGCACAUGUCCAUUCAGGAAAACGCAACUGUGACAUUUGAUAAUGCAGUUCAAAAUGUAGUGUCUCGGAAUGCAAAGGGUGUCAGCAUUGCUCUGGAAAUGCUCACUAGCAAAGUUGAGGAGAUAAAAAAAUUGAACAAAGCCGAAGACGUCAUCGAAUCGAGUGCUGACAUAAUUGCAAGCGCAAUUACAAAUAAGGAUCAAUUUGUACAGUUAACUAUGUUUUUGACGAAGGAGAGAUUAAACCCAGACAAUCUUCAGUCUAUCUUAUUGAAGGCAACAAGAAAUUUGGAAUGGCUUAACGUCCAUCAAGAAACCAUUGAGAACUGGUUGUACACUCACAGGGACUAUUUCAACUCCUCCAGUUCGCUGACGUUUGCAACGCUUCUCAUUAUAUUCUCAAUAUUUAUUACCAGAUUUUGCUAAAAACUUAUUCGAUUGAACUUUAAUUAGAAUGUAUCCAAUUGGUUCAUCGAGCAACCGAGGCGCAUAAAAAUACAAUCAAGUAUUAGAACAAAUCGAGAAUAAUCAUCUGUAUAGAAUGCAUUAACACGAUCAUGGAAUCAAUGAUUCGAUAGAGAGAUAUAAUAUACAAUUCAUGAAGAUUUGGAAUAUUUUUAUAAUUUAAUGUGAUUGUAGAGAAAGCUAUUUGGUCCAAAUAUACUUUUAUAUUACGUUAAAAAAUAUAUAAUAACGAGUGAAAUCUUAAUGUCGUUCCGGAUUUACUUAUUUGAUUUGUACAAGUUACUCUAUUUACAAUAAUAUUAACAAAAAAAAGGAGUAUCAUUAUAACAUAAAAAAUAAAUAAUAACUUUAAUCGUA